This is a messenger RNA of Arabidopsis thaliana (thale cress), 2546 nucleotides long. RefSeq names its product transcription factor bHLH143. Gene Ontology annotation, molecular function: protein dimerization activity. Gene Ontology annotation, cellular component: nucleus. Bases 867 to 1847 code for a protein of 326 amino acids. The record is from RefSeq and is marked reviewed. The transcript is spliced from 4 exons. Lineage: Eukaryota; Viridiplantae; Streptophyta; Magnoliopsida; Brassicales; Brassicaceae.
GCCCACUUUUAGUGAAUUUGCUAAAAAUAUAUUUUCGAAAUAAUAUUCCGCUUUCUCGUUUCUUAUCCGUUCAAGCUUUCGUGAAUUCGUCUCAUAAACCUCUCCACUCUCUCUGGAUCUCCACGCAUAGAUCUUCCUCUGUUUUCCUCCAUAAUUCUUCUCUCUUUCUCUGGAUCACAACAAAGCAGUGAAUGAGAAAAACAGCAUGAGUUGGUUCACAAGGUCUGUUGAUGUGUACCGUAAAGUUGUGAGCUUGAAUCUGUAUUGCCGAGUUAUUCUGUAAACUUUUUCUCUGCCUUGAAAAACCCCAUCUUCAAUCUUCUUCUAAAUCCUCAGCCUUUUCUAAACUCUUUAAUAAUGGGAUCCCAACGUUUCUACGUUUUCCACUGUGACCAGUAUAGGAUCAUCUAAACCCUUAAAGCUUCUCUUUUUCUUCUUCAAGUCAUCUGUCUUUUGGUGACUUACUCUGUUCUGUGGAGAAACACUAGUUUUACAUUCGAGAGUUUGGAAAAGUUAUUAUUAUGGUAAGUCAAUCAGCUGGUCAAACAAGAUUUCGAACAUUCAAGUACGAGAACAACGGAGACUCUAGCAGACCAACAAUUGUAGUGAGAGUUAUUGCUUGCUUCCAACCGAUGGAUAAUUGUCAGGCUGAAUACUUUAGACAUAUACUCAAACCAGUGACGUAGUUGGUUUGUGAGCUUGUGUUUGUAUUUUUGGAGCUGGCACCUUUUUUCUUUUUGUCUCUACUUUCUUAUACGAUUGUUUCAAGAAAGAAUCAACAAGUGUUGCGUUCCACACAUUUGAGCAACAGCUUCCACAAUCGUAUUGUAUUCCUGUAAAGUUCCCUUGGCUUAAACUGCAAGAGCAUGCCUCUUGAUACCAAACAGCAGAAAUGGUUGCCAUUAGGCUUAAAUCCUCAAGCUUGUGUCCAGGACAAGGCGACUGAGUAUUUCCGUCCUGGAAUUCCUUUUCCGGAACUCGGUAAAGUUUAUGCAGCUGAGCAUCAGUUUCGCUAUUUGCAGCCACCGUUCCAAGCCUUAUUGUCUAGAUAUGAUCAGCAGUCUUGUGGAAAACAAGUUUCAUGUUUGAAUGGGCGAUCUAGCAACGGUGCUGCUCCAGAGGGGGCACUCAAGUCUUCUCGGAAAAGAUUUAUAGUAUUCGAUCAGUCGGGAGAGCAGACUCGUUUGUUACAAUGUGGAUUUCCUCUGCGGUUUCCUUCUUCUAUGGAUGCAGAGCGAGGGAACAUUCUCGGUGCCCUACACCCAGAGAAAGGGUUUAGUAAAGAUCAUGCCAUUCAAGAAAAGAUAUUGCAACAUGAAGAUCAUGAAAAUGGCGAAGAAGACUCGGAAAUGCACGAAGACACUGAGGAAAUCAACGCGUUACUGUAUUCUGAUGAUGACGAUAAUGAUGAUUGGGAAAGUGAUGAUGAAGUAAUGAGCACUGGUCACUCUCCAUUCACAGUUGAACAACAAGCGUGCAACAUAACAACAGAAGAGCUGGAUGAAACUGAAAGCACUGUUGAUGGUCCACUUCUUAAAAGACAGAAACUACUGGACCAUUCGUACAGAGACUCAUCACCAUCCCUUGUGGGCACCACUAAAGUCAAAGGCUUAUCAGAUGAAAACCUUCCUGAAUCAAACAUUUCAAGCAAACAAGAAACGGGUUCUGGUUUGAGCGACGAGCAGUCAAGAAAAGACAAGAUUCACACCGCUCUGAGAAUCCUGGAGAGUGUAGUUCCAGGGGCAAAGGGAAAAGAAGCUCUUUUACUACUAGACGAAGCCAUUGAUUACCUCAAGUUGCUGAAGCAAAGCUUAAACUCAUCAAAGGGUUUGAAUAACCAUUGGUGAAAAACCUACAACCCCUUUUGUCCUAUUGAUAAGGCAUGUUUGGUUGGUUAAAGAGAAGACAUGGGACAAAAGAUAAUCAAUGAGGUAAAGGACUGAUGAAGAAGAUUCUCUCAAAUUCAUUAACGUGGGUUUGAAACAAUUAGAACACGCCUGGUGACCCUAGUGGGACCGUAUCCACUGUUCAUCUAGCUGGAUCAAUAGUGGUUUACUUUUGGAUUUGGCAUGCUCUCUCAAAAAAGAACCAAAAAAAAGUCACUUUCUUCUGUGCUUGGAGUGGAAGAAAAGUGAAAGAAGGGAAAAAAGCAAAGUCUUGGUGCUCAUUGAUCGUUAAUAAUUAUCUUUACUCGUGAGUAAUAAUAAUAUCUCUGUGAAGGUCUGGUGGUGGUGGGUGUGGAUGAAGAAAAAUCAAAAAGGCAAAUAUUGAAAUUUUUGGAGUGGUUGUGACUUGUGGAAAUUGAAAUCUUCCCACUUUCAUUAGGUGAAAAUCUAUGUCCCCACUCUCUCUUGUCUCAUUAUUACUCUUCUGUUGCUAUCAAUCCCAUAACUUGUCAUCUUUUUUGUUUUUUCUAAUCUCUCUGGCUCUUAAGCUCUUCAAAGGCCUUGUAGUUUUGUACUAUUGUAAUGUUAUUUGCUUCUGUUGUUUCUCUCAUGGGUCUAAACAUGUUUGUGUAUCAUGUUCAUGUAAUAAACUCGAGUGUU